GGGUGCAAACCAGGCGCAUAUAUACAUAGUCGUCGAUUGUCUGCACUACCUAGCUACCUGGCAACAUAAACACGCACGUGUGUCAGUGUGUGUGCUAGUGCUAGCUAGGCUCCUGCUAGCAGUGUCGUCAGAGUGCAGCUAGCGCAGAGAGAGACGGGUACGUAGCGUAGCGUUCCUCGACGACGACUGGUCGGUCGAGACUGCGCGCGCGCCACGGCCAGCAGAAUGGCGACCAAGCUCAUCAUCAUCGGCAGCGCGCGGGCGCCGGCGGCUGGAGUCGUCGUCGGCCUUCUGCUCUUGACGACGUGCCUGUUGCUCGCGGCGACCGUCUCGAGUGCCAGCAGGCCGCUGAAGGUAUCGUCAGAGGGCGAUGAUGGUGGUGCGCAGCAGCAUACGGUGGAGGAGUCGCCGCCGGUGGGUUACAUCCAGACGGUGGUGGUGGUCAGGGCCGCGGAGCAGGACGGCGGUGCUGCAGCAGGCCACAGGUUGAUGAGCGUCGACAUGCUCGGCGGGAUCAAGAACUCCGGCCCGAGCCCCGGCGACGGCCACUAGGCGCGCCAUCCCGUACACGCCGGCCGGCCGGCCCGGAGUAAGUGACAGGGCCGGCGAUCCCUGUCACCCUGUCACCCUGUGUGCUGGUUUCAGAUUUCAGAACACACGGGAGGGAGCUAGUAGGCUUUAGAUUAAUGUCGAUCGUCGGCAGUUCGGCACGACGGGCUCUUCUUUUUGUUCUUUACUAAGGUUUCGGUAGUGCUGUCUUAUGCAUGCAUGGCAAAGUAAUACAGUAGCUGGUAGAAUUAUUGCAAUGUAAUAUGAAAAGUAAAUAUAUACGUUGUAUUGUAUGAAACUGAACCCAUGUACAUAAGCUUAAUCAUUUCUUACUCAUAUGCUCAAUGCAACUCAACUAUAGUA
Zea mays is the source of this 912-nucleotide messenger RNA. RefSeq lists its product as uncharacterized. The transcript has a single exon. The record is from RefSeq and is marked validated. NCBI's taxonomy places the organism in Eukaryota, Viridiplantae, Streptophyta, Magnoliopsida, Poales, Poaceae. The coding region runs from base 226 to 552 and encodes 108 amino acids.